Messenger RNA from Frankliniella occidentalis (western flower thrips), 749 nucleotides. RefSeq lists its product as uncharacterized. The record is from RefSeq and is a predicted model, not a curated record. The transcript has 4 exons. The coding region runs from base 179 to 556 and encodes 125 amino acids. NCBI's taxonomy places the organism in Eukaryota, Metazoa, Arthropoda, Insecta, Thysanoptera, Thripidae.
GUUUGAAUUCGGUGGUCAAUGAUGAUGAAGCUCCACAGCUGUGCGCCGAACCAGUAGGAGAAGGAAAAUCAGGUGUGAAUUGAGAUCAUUCAUGUCUGUGACAGGUUGGGAACCAGAUCUGGGCUGACGUGACGGAUGUGCUUGUCCUUGGUUGGUUCUCUUAGAUAAGCUCAUUAACAUGAACACUGUCAUGUCGAUAAAGUUAUUCUCUCGUUGGGCAAAGCCAAGCUCCACUCCUAGGAGAUUGCUCUCUCAAAUCCAGAAAACCAACAAGCCUCAAGCCCCAGCUCCGUCUCAAACUUCUGAGACUCCUCAAGAAAUUAUUUACCUCUCAAAGACAAGGAAGAGAAUGUUUGUAUUUGCUGGUCUCUAUAAAAAUUUGAAAGAUGUUCCGGAUUCAGUUUCUGUAUCUACGUUCAGCAAAAACAUGGAUAGAUUCAGAGUUAGGGCUUCCAUUUUAAUAAUGGUCAUCAGUGCAAUUGGAGCUUUCUCAACGACUGUGUUAGCUAAAGGGGUCCUUGCUGAUAUUGAAGAAGAGCGGGAGAGGAGGGAGUAAUGUUACGUGUCACCAAUUACUUUGGGUGUACUAGUAUUUUUUAGCAAUAAAUCUGUCUAAUCAUAUUCUAUACUUGGAUUUUCUUUGUCACUUGCUUAGACUAAAGAAUAAGAAAUGAGAUUUUUGUAUAUUACCAGUACUAAGGAUGCAAUUAUACGGUCUGUCCUGAAAUAAACUUUAUUGAGUAAGAAUA